UGGUUCCUGCAAUCGCAUCGGCUCCACGGUACACGGAAAGCACCGGCCCAGUUCCUGCUCCCAACCAACGAUUCCAUUUCUAAGCCAUCAUGUCGAGCUCUGUUGGGUCCAAUCUCAGUGCCUCUUCAUUCACCCUGAUGGGGAUCCCAGGGAUGGAGGAGCGACAUCUAUGGAUCUCUCUGCCGCUCUGUUCUAUGUACAUCCUGACCAUCCUGGCCAAUGCUUCGGUCCUGCUUAUCAUUAAGGCGGACAGCAGCCUCCAUCACCCCAUGUACCUCUUCCUCUCCAUGUUAUUAUUCACUGACCUCGUCCAGUCUAACGCUGCUCUUCCUAAAAUGCUCUUACUCUUCUGGUUCAACCAUCGAGAAAUCUCCUUUGAAGGAUGCCUCGUUCAGAUGUUCUUCAUACAUUCGUUCUCCAUCAUGGGAUCGACCGUCCUCUUGGCCAUGGCUUUUGACCGCUAUGUGGCCAUUUGCCACCCUUUACGGUAUUCCACCAUCCUAACACACCAGAUGGUCAUGAAACUAGGGCUAGUAGUGGCCCUGAGGGGCUCCCUCUUUAUAAUGCCUCACCCCUUCUUGGUCAGGAGACUUCCGUUUUGUGGGAGUCACGUCAUCCAACACACUUACUGCGAACACAUCGCGGUCGCCAAGCUUUCCUGCGCGGAUAUCCGCGUAAACAUAGUGUACGGUCUGCUGGUGGCCGUGCUGGUGGUGGGACUGGAUUCCAUGUUCAUUGCUGUGUCUUACGCCAUGAUCAUCAUGGCUGUCCUCAGACUCCCAUCCGGAGAAGCCCGGCACAAAGUAGGCAGCACUUGUGGCGCGCAUGUAUGCGUCAUCCUCAUAGCGUACAUCCCAGCGCUCUUUUCCUUCAUAUCUCAAAGAUUUGGGGCUAACACAGCAUCCUCUACUCAAAUAAUACUGUCCAACCUGUACCUGAUCAUCCCCCCAAUGCUCAAUCCAAUUAUAUACGGCAUAAAGACCAAGGAAAUCCGUAACAACGUCCGGAAAUGGUUUUCACCUCCAAAAAACUGGCGUUGUGUAGUUGGCAACCAGGAUAUCCGUAUCACUAUGGAAACGCUAAACACAACCCGACUCCAGCCAGAUUAUUUGGUUCUGAAGGGGAUCCCGGGCCUGGAGGACGUCCACCUCCUCCUCUCCAUCCCGUUCUGCUCCAUGUACCUUUUGUCUCUCGUCGGAAACUCGGUUUGUAUUCUUGUCGUUCUGUGUAACGAGAGUCUCCACCGCCCCAUGUACAUCUGCCUGCUCAUGUUAUCCUCCGUGGACAUCCUCCUGUCCUCUUCGGCUGUUCCCAAAACUCUCGGCAUCUUCUGGUUUCACUCCCACCAGAUAUCGUUCGAUGGUUGUGUCACUCAGAUAUUUUUCAUCCACUCCCUGUUUGGUUUGGAGUCGUCCGUUCUUCUCAUCAUGGCCUACGAUCGGUACGUCGCGAUCUGCUGCCCGUUAACGUACACGACUAGCAUGACAAACUCAUCCAUACGUCGCAUGGCGGCCAUCCUGGUUUCCCGGGGCUUGUGUUUGAUGAUCCCCAUCAUCGUUACUCUUAAAUUGUUGCCGUAUCAGCAGAGCAACGUCAUAGAGCAUUCGUACUGCGAGCACAUGGCGCUGGCCAGGCUGGCCACCGCAGACAUCACUUUCAACGUCGUCUAUGGUUUGUUCGCCAUUUUUGCUUCUCCUGUCGCAGAUCUCGUCCUCAUCGCCGUAUCAUAUUGUUUCAUUAUCCGGGUUGUUUUCAAACUCCCGUCUACAGAAGCUCGGUUCAAAGCCUUCCGUACAUGCGUGUGCCACGUCUGUGUUAUAGUCACAUACUAUGUGCCGGCUUUCUUUUCGUUUAUCGCAUACAGGUUUGGGGAUAAGUCUAUCCCUCUCUGUGUCCACAUUCUCCUGGCCAACCUCUAUAUCCUCCUCCCACCCAUGAUGAACCCCAUUAUCUAUGGAGUGAAGACCAAAGAAAUUAGGCAGAAGGUGCUUAACAUGUUAUGCCUCAAAAGAGUUCAGCACUAA
Messenger RNA from Spea bombifrons (plains spadefoot toad), 2024 nucleotides. RefSeq lists its product as uncharacterized. Gene Ontology annotation, molecular function: G protein-coupled receptor activity; olfactory receptor activity. Bases 90 to 2024 code for a protein of 644 amino acids. Gene Ontology annotation, cellular component: membrane. Gene Ontology annotation, biological process: G protein-coupled receptor signaling pathway. NCBI's taxonomy places the organism in Eukaryota, Metazoa, Chordata, Amphibia, Anura, Pelobatidae. The record is from RefSeq and is a predicted model, not a curated record. The transcript has 2 exons.